This is a messenger RNA of Armigeres subalbatus, 1029 nucleotides long. RefSeq lists its product as uncharacterized. The record is from RefSeq and is a predicted model, not a curated record. Lineage: Eukaryota; Metazoa; Arthropoda; Insecta; Diptera; Culicidae. The transcript has a single exon. Bases 1 to 1029 code for a protein of 342 amino acids.
AUGCAAACCUUCGACGGCAACAUCGAUGAUUGGUUGAGCUUCCGUGACCUGUAUUUGUCGCUCAUACAUAGGAAGGCAGACUUACCGGAAGUGGAAAAAUUCCACUACCUCAAAGGGUGCUUGGCAGGCGAAGCCAAGUCACUAGUGGAUCCGCUGCCAAUUACGCGGGAGAACUAUCAGGUCGCGUGGGACUCUUCAAUGAAACGCUAUAACGAUAGCAAGCAGCUUAAGCGUCGUCAAGUUCAGGCGCUGUUCAAGUUACCGAAGCUGGCUAAGGAGUCGGCUACCGAGUUGCGGUCCCUACUGGAGGGCUUCGAGCGGUUUAUGCAGACGCUAGAUCAGCUAGUUCAACCUGUUGAAUAUAAAGAUCUGCUGCUGUUGGACGUCCUAUGCGCGCGACUGGAUCCGAUAACUAGAAGAAGCUGGGAAGAACUAUCCUCAACUAAGGAGCAGGAUACGAUCAAGGAUCUAACUGAUUUCAUCCAACGUAGAGUGAAAGACCUUGCUGCUCUACCAACCAAGUCCUCGAUUUACAAGGAAGAACUUCCUCAACAAAAAAGGGCACCGUUUCGGCACUUGAGCUACACCAGUGUUCAGAGGGAACGUUGGGGCUGUGUAGCGUGCCCAGAAGAUCACCCACUAUAUCAAUGCCCGAGAUUUCAACGGAUGUCUAUACCCGAUCGAACCAAGGUGUUACGGGAUAACGGGCUCUGCCGGAACUGUUUUAGGCAUGGCCAUUGGGCGGUGGAUUGUUCAUCCCCAUAUACAUGCCGGAACUGCAGAGGUAAGCACCACACUUUGGUAUGCUCACUAACCCCAUCCAACGGAAGUAGAAACGGAUCACCGACGCUCCGAGCCCCUGCAGCGAGCAGAAGUACCCAUUCCGAAAGGCCGACUACACAAGGAGGAACACCAGCGCAGGUGUCAUCCAAUGUAACCGGAACAAAGGUAUCGUCGAUACUCCUUGCAACGGCCGUUAUCCUAGUGGAAGGAAUAACGGAGUUCGUGUUCCGGCCAGAGCGCUUCUAG